AUGUCUCGUAACAGAGCGGGAGGUGGCGGAGCAUCUAACACAGGCGUGGCGAAUGGAUUUGAGAUAUUUGAAUUAUCACACAAUGGAACUAAAUUUGUUGCUGAAGAGGUGAUGCGACAUGAAACUGGCCCAAAUGUGGUGAUGAACUGCUCUGUACGUAAUGCUCAGGGCAGGACAUAUCUUUGCGCCGGGCAAGAGAGCCACUGUCAGUUGUAUAGGGUAAAUGUUCGUAUGGUAGAUGCUGCUGAAAUGCGCCGUGGAAGCUUUCGAGCAGAGAAUGGUUUGGUACGCCGUCGCAGACGCACAGUUUCUGAAAAUGAUAACAUAUCUAAAACAGAAAGUACUACUGUGGAAAAACGAAUAUCUUUUGAAAUACGCCCUUGUGACAGUGUACAAACUGAUUUUGGAGAAGACCCACUGCAAAGGGUAGUGAGGAUCAGUCAUAAUGGUAAGCUAAUGGCAACUGGUGGUAUAGAUGGCAAGGUUAGACUGUGGGGCUUUCCCAAAAUGCAACUGCUACACCAAUUAGAAGGACACACAAAAGAGCUGGAUGAUCUGGACUUUAGUCCUUGUGACAGUCGGCUGGUGAGCAUCGCUAAAGACGGUCUAGCGCUUGUGUGGGACACCUCAAGGUCACGUGAGCCCCUUUUGAAGAUCACCUGUGAACCACCCAACGGUACUAAAUAUCUGUUUAGAAGGUGCAGAUUCGGUGCGAACGAAGAACGUCCUAAGGAGCCGCGUAUGUUUACUAUCGCGAACCCAGUGUCGCGGUCAGGACGGGCGCGGGGGCUGCUGCAGAUGUGGACGGGGGUGUGCGCGGGGGAGGAGGACGGCGCGGGGGGCGUGCGGAGUGCUGCGGCGCUCGGUACUGCUGCCCGAGGCGCUGUCGGCGCUGGCCGUCCGUGA
Molecule: messenger RNA, 906 nt
Organism: Parnassius apollo (apollo)
Lineage: Eukaryota; Metazoa; Arthropoda; Insecta; Lepidoptera; Papilionidae
Source: the annotation of a GenBank genome assembly